This is a messenger RNA of Chinchilla lanigera (long-tailed chinchilla), 6148 nucleotides long. RefSeq names its product thrombospondin, type I, domain containing 7B (gene Thsd7b). The record is from RefSeq and is a predicted model, not a curated record. Bases 216 to 5036 code for a protein of 1606 amino acids. The transcript has 28 exons. Lineage: Eukaryota; Metazoa; Chordata; Mammalia; Rodentia; Chinchillidae.
CUCCUCCUCCUCCUCCUCCUCCUCUUCCUCCUCCUCCAGUGCUGAGGAGCCAGAGUCGCCGCCGGGUUGCCAGACGCUGGAAUGGGUGGUCUCCCGACAGACACCACCAUCUUUCUUGCACUCGGGAAGCUCGGGGCUCGGCAGCUCCCAGAAGCUGCGGCUGCGGCUCAGGCGAGGCGGGACUAGGCAGGCCAAGAAGUUGAGCGGUCUGAAGAAUGUUUCCAAAGGGUAAUCUUCUUGUCACUGCCCGGGCAUGGAGGAGCAUGCGGAAGCUGUUUCCAUUACUUUCACUCUUGCUGUCGCAUGCUGCUCAUUUGGAAGGCAAAAAGGAUAAUCAGUUCAUCUGGAAACCAGGUCCCUGGGGAAGGUGCACAGGAGACUGUGGGCCGGGAGGAGUGCAGAGUCGAGCUGUGUGGUGCUUUCACAUUGAGGGUUGGACAAGUCACUUGUCUAACUGUGACGAGAGCAGCAGGCCUCCGAAGGAACGGAGUUGUUUCCGAGUCUGUGAUUGGCACAGUGACUUAUUCCAGUGGGAGCUUUCCGAUUGGCACCACUGUGUGCUCGUCCCCUACCCCCACGGAGAAGGCAAGCCUCGGACUGCGGAGUGCGUGACGGCUCAGCACGGACUACAGCACCGGGCGGUGCGCUGUCUUCAGAAGCUGAACAGAACCAUGGUGGCCAAUGAAAUAUGCGAGCACUUUUCCCCUCUUCCCCCCACGGAACAAGCUUGCCUCAUUCCUUGUCCCCGGGAUUGUGUUGUAUCUGAGUUUUCACCGUGGUCUAAGUGUAGCAAAGGCUGUGGGAAGAAAAUGCAGCACAGAACUCGGACAGCGGUCGCACCCCCUCUCUAUGGGGGUGCGCAGUGUCCAAACCUGACCGAGUCAAGAGCCUGUGAGGUCCCCCUUUCCUGUCCUCUUGGGGAAGAUGAAUAUACUUUUAGCCUUAAGGUUGGACCAUGGAGUAAAUGCAGACUCCCUCAUUUUAAAGAAAUUAACCUCAGUGAAACAACUGUUCUGGAUUUUAGCUCUGAUUCAAAUGAGCAAGCCACCUUUAGACAUCAAAGUCACAAAGCACAACACCGUUCGCAGCCCUGGGGCAUAGAGAUAGGUUACCAAACCCGGCAGGUUUGGUGUACGAGAAGUGAUGGAAAAAAUGCUCUGUUAAGCCUUUGUAUGCAUGACUCCUUCCCACUGACUGUUCAGCCUUGUGUUAUGCCGAAAGACUGUGAGACCUCUGAGUGGUCUUCCUGGAGCCCCUGUUCCAAGACUUGCAGAUCUGGGAGUCUCUCCCCUGGAUUUAGAAGCAGGAGCCGGAAUGUGAAGCACUUCGCCAUUGGUGGCGGGAAGGAAUGCCCAGAACUGCUUGAGAAGGAGGCCUGCAUUGUUGAAGGAGAGCUUCUGCAGCCGUGUCCCAGGUAUUCCUGGAGAACCUCUGAAUGGAAAGAGUGUCAAGUCUCUCUCCUCUUGGAGCAGCAGGACCCCCACUGGCAUGCGACAGGACCUGUUUGCGGCGGUGGGAUCCAGACCCGGGAGGUGUACUGUGCCCAGACUGUACCAGCAGCCACCACACAGAGGGCCAGAGAAGUGUCUAGACCUGUGGAAAAUGCAUUAUGCUUGGGACCUGCCCCUUCGGCCUCUCAGCUCUGCAGUGUCCCUUGCUCCACGGACUGCAUAGUAUCUUCCUGGUCACCCUGGGGCCUGUGCAUCCAUGAAAACUGCCGUGAUCCUCAGGGGAGAAAAGGAUUUAGGAUGCGGCAGCGCCAUGUCCUUAUGGAAUCCACAGGGCCUGAGGGCCACUGCCCUCAUUUGGUGGAAUCUGUUCCUUGUGAGGACCCAGUGUGUUAUCGAUGGUUGGCAUCAGAAGGAAUCUGUAUCCCUGAUCAUGGAAAAUGUGGCAUGGGACAUCGCAUCCUGAAAGCCGUCUGUCAGGAUGAGAAAGGAGAAGAUGUAUCAGGCAGUCUCUGCCCAGUGCCUCCUCCUCCUGAACGGGUUCCUUGUGAAAUUCCCUGCCGAAUGGAUUGUGUGGUGAGCGAGUGGACAUUGUGGUCAUCUUGCUCCCAGUCCUGUUCAAAUAAGAACUCUGACGGGAAACAGACAAGGUCAAGAUAUGUCCUAGCACUGGCUGGAGAAGGUGGAAAACCAUGUCCACCUAGUCAAGCUCUCCAAGAACAUCGUUUAUGCAAUGACCAUUCCUGUAUGCAGCUUUACUGGGAGACAGCACCGUGGGGCCCCUGUUCUGAAAACACGUUGGUAACUGCCCUCAAUGCAACCAUUGGCUGGAAUGGAGAAGCUACCUGUGGUGUAGGCAUUCAGACGCGGAGGGUCUACUGCGUGAAGAGUCACGUGGGACAAGUGAUGACCAGAAGAUGUCCAGAUUCUACUCGGCCUGACACUGUGCGCCCCUGUUUCCUCCCGUGCAAGAAGGACUGUGUGGUGACGGCCUUCAGCGAGUGGACACCCUGCCCCCAGCUGUGUCAGCCAGGAAAUGCCACAAUAAAACAGUCUCGAUACAGGAUUAUCAUCCAAGAAGCAGCUAAUGGAGGCCAAGAAUGUCCAGAUACCUUAUUUGAAGAGAGAGAGUGUGAAGAUGUCUCAUUGUGCCCUAUAUAUCGGUGGAAGCCACAGAAAUGGAAUCCUUGUGUGCUUGUGCCAGAGUCAGUCAGGCAGGGAAUAAUGGGCACCAGCGAGGCAUGUGGAAAGGGGCUGCAAACAAGAGCUGUCUCGUGUGUCUCUGAGGAUAACCAAUCGGCGGAAAUGAUGGAAUGUCUGAAGCAGACGAAUGCCAUGCCUCCCCUCGUGCAAGAAUGUACUGUCCCAUGUCGAGAAGACUGCACCUUCACUCCGUGGUCCAAGUUUACAUCCUGCUCCAAGGACUGUGAAGCCACUCAGAGCAGGCGACGACAGCUCACAGGGAAGAGCAGAAAGAAGGAGAAAUGCCAGGAUGUUGACCUGUACCCACUCGUGCAGAUGGAACCGUGUCCUUGUGAUGUAUUUAUAUCUCAGCCUUCCGGAAACUGGUCAGAUUGCAUUCUUCCGGAAGGCAGAAGAGAGCCUCAGUGGGGACUGCGGGGACAAGGAGACAGCAAAGAAUGCGGAGAAGGCCUACGUUUUCGAGCAAUCGCCUGCUCUGAUAAAAAUGGAAGACCUGUCGACCCCUCCUACUGCAGCAGCUCUGGUUAUAUUCAAGAAGAGUGUGUUGUGCCCUGCCCAUUUGAUUGCAAGUUAAGUGACUGGUCUAGUUGGGGAUCUUGCAGUUCUUCUUGUGGGAUUGGAGUGAGAAUUCGAUCCAAAUGGUUAAAGGAAAAACCUUACAAUGGAGGUCGACCGUGUCCCAAACUGGAUCUCAAGAAUCAGGUGCAUGAAGCUGUGCCGUGUUACAGUGAGUGCAAUCAGUACUCCUGGGUUGUGGAACACUGGUCUCCAUGCAAAAUCAACAAUGAGCUGAGGUCUCCACGCUGUGGAAGAGGAACACAGACUAGGAAAAUCAGAUGUGUGAAUACUGCUGACAAUGAAGGGGAAGCAGUGGAUCAAAACCUGUGCAACCAGGAAGAAGCACCCCCAGAAACCCAGUCCUGUUCUCUCCUAUGUCCCAGUGAAUGUGUCAUGUCUGAGUGGGGAACGUGGAGCCAAUGUCCACAGUCGUGUGACCCCCACACAAUGCAGAGAAGAACUCGCUGUCUGCUGCGGCCCUCCCUGAGCUCAAGGACUUGUGCGGAAGAUUCACAGGCACGGCCCUGCCUUCUUAAUGAAAACUGCUUCCAGUUCCAGUAUAAUCUAACAGAGUGGAGCACAUGCCAGCUGAGUGAAAACACGUCCUGCGGUCAAGGGGUCAGGACCCGCCUGCUGAGCUGCGUGCGCAGCGAUGGCAAGCCAGUCAGCAUGGACCAGUGCGAGCAGCACAAUUUGGAGAAGCCCCAGAGAAUGAGCAUUCCCUGCCUGGUAGAAUGUGUGGUCAACUGUCAGCUUUCGGGGUGGACGGCAUGGACAGCGUGUUCCCAGACCUGUGGCCAAGGAGGUCGAAGGAGCCGGACUCGAUUUAUCAUUAUGCCAACCCAGGGAGAAGGACGGCCAUGCCCCACCGAGCUUAUCCAGCAGAAACCCUGCCCAGUGAGCCCCUGCUACAGCUGGGUCAUUGGCAACUGGUCUGCAUGUAAAUUGGAGGGUGGGGACUGUGGGGAAGGAGUCCAGGUACGCAGCCUUUCUUGCGUGGUGCACGGUGGUUCACUGUCCCACACAGCUGUCCGUGUGGAAGAUGCAUUGUGUGGAGAGAUACCCUUUCCAGCCAGCGUCUUGAAGCAGCUCUGCUCUGUGCCUUGCCCAGGAGACUGCCAUUUAACUGCAUGGUCAGAGUGGAGUGCGUGUGAAUUGACCUGCAUUGAUGGAAGAAGCUUCGAGACUACCGGUCGUCAAUCUAGGUCAAGAACAUUUAUAAUUCAGUCUUUUGAGAACCGAGACAGCUGCCCACAACAAGUUCUAGAAACACGCCCUUGUACAGGAGGCAAAUGUUAUCAGUACAUAUGGAAAGCAAGCCUUUGGAACAAUAAUGAACGAACUGUCUGGUGCCAGCGUUCAGAUGGCAUUAAUGUCACAGGAGGCUGCUCCCCUCAGGCCCGCCCUGCUGCUAUUCGGCAGUGUAUUCCAGCCUGCAGAAAACCUUUCUCCUACUGCACACAGGGUGGAGUCUGUGGUUGUGAGAAAGGCUACACAGAGAUAAUGAGAUCAAAUGGCUUCCUGGAUUACUGUAUGAAAGUUCCAGGCUCAGAGGACAAAAAAGCUGAUGUGAAAAACCUUUCUGGGAAAAACAGACCUGUGAAUUCAAAAAUACGUGAUAUUUUUAAAGGAUGGUCUCUUCAACUACUCGAUCCAGAUGGCCGAGUAAAAAUUUGGGUUUAUGGCGUUUCAGGUGGCGGUUUUCUUAUCAUGAUUUUCCUAGUAUUUACUUCCUACCUUAUUUGCAAGAAGCCAAAACCACAUCAAAGCACACCUCCCCAUCAGAAGCCUCUAACCUUAGCCUACGAUGGAGACUUAGACAUGUAACCUGAAAAAGAAAUCCAAAUGUAGACAUCAACUGCCUUAACCACUUUCUCUUUUGUAGCUCUCAGACUUCUCAGUUUUUUGAGGAAUCUCAUGAUGUGAUAUAUUGGGCAGAAUACAGAUAUUGCAAAAGUAAUAUUGCCUCAACUUCAUUUGGACAUGGAGUCAAGGAUUAUUAGGUCUGCCGUUUGUUUUUGAGUUGUUGUGGGUAUGAGUAUUUUACUUUUUGGUUUUCCCAAGAGACAUGAAAAUGCUUCUCUUCCUGUUUGGAAAUGGGAAGAGCAAAACCUGAUGAAAUUCUCACAGACUGGAGUAAACUUCAUCUUCAGCAGCAUAAUGACAAUCCGGAGGAGAGUUCAGUCGUGACAUUCACUGUAAAUGACAAGUCUGACACCGCAGUGUUACGCACUAUAUUAGUGCAAAGUCUUUAUUCUUCCCAUACUUCAACAUGAGUUUUCUAGAGUUUACAUUGGUUCAAGGAGUUUCAAAUUGGAUUGCCUGUUUUCAUGAUCACAGAGAGAAUGGGCUGCCAUUUCAGAAAUUCUCUGAGUUUUUACCUUUAAAUAUUGUAUUUUGUUUUGUAGCCAGGGGAUGGUGGCACUCCACGGGUUGCAUCUAUUGAAAAUAAUAGAGUGUGAGCAGUGUCGGAACUAGAUGAAAGCUAGGUGGUUUCUGAAUGAAAUGUGUACUGAAUGUCAGCGUGUACAAAUGAAAGGUGGUGGCUAUACUGGAGAGUGAGGUAGAUUAUUUGAGUACUAUGACUGUAUUUUAACAGAAACUAGCUGUGUAGAUAAGGCAUCAACCACACACAGUUGUAAUUCAGUUUGAUGAUGAUAAAUUCUGCUUUUGUAAUUUGAAUUUUCUUAUCUGAAUAUUUAUAAAUUCUUUUUUUGAAUUUAAUUAUCUGACCUCAUUUAAUAUACAUUGAACACCAAUGCUGUUUGUAGAAAGUCUUGCUUUUAUAAGGUUUCAAUAAUAUGUAAAACAGCACAUUAAAAAUCUGAAACCAUUUUAUGAAGAUAAUUGUUUGUAAUCAUAGAUGUUGAAAGUCAGAAGGUGCCAUCUCGUGGUAUUGACCUGUAUUUAUAACAAAUAAAGUGCUCCAGAGACUGAAA